GGCGGCCAGCAUGGAGCGAGUGGCGGCGGCGCUGGGGCGCGUGGCGUGGAGCCCGGGGCCGCCGCUGCCCCUCGACCUCAUCGUGGCCAAGGGCCGCCUGCCCGCCCUCGUGCGCCCCGCGCCCGGAGAGUCCAUGGAAGGGGUGAAUGAUCAGGAUGUUCUUUUCGUUCAUUCCUGCCGCCAAUGGACCACAGUGACAGCCCACAGCCUGGAGGAAGGACACUACGUCAUUGGGCCCAAGAUUGACAUCCCCCUCCAAUACCCAGGUAAAUUUAAGCUGCUGGACCAGGACAGGGACGUCCGGGAGCCAGUCCAGUACUUCAACAGUGUGGAGGAAGUGGCCAGCAUCUUCCCAGAUCGAGUGUUUGUGAUGGAGGCCAUCACCUUCAGCGUCAAGGUUGUGUCGGGCGAGUUCAGCGAGGACAGCGAGGUGUACAACUUUACACUGCACGCGGGGGAUGAGCUGACGCUCAUGGGGCAGGCAGAGAUCCUGUGUGCCAAGGCUGCAAAGGAGAAGUCACGCUUCAAUACUCUGCUUCGCAAGCUGGGCAAAGCGGGAGGCCCCAGCAGCAGCAGUGGUGGAAGCGGUGGGAACGGCAGUGGAGGUGGUGGCAGCAAGCAGCUGAAAGGCAAGAUGCCGUGCCUGAUCUGCAUGAACCACCGGACCAACGAAAGCCUCAGCCUCCCCUUCCAGUGCAAGGGGCGCUUUAGCACCCGCUCCCCACUGGAGCUGCAGAUGCAGGAGGGGGAGCACACCAUCCGCAGCAUCAUCGAGAAGGUGCGACUGCCUGUCAACGUGACCGUCCCCAGUCGACCGCCUCGCAAUCCCUACGACCUGCACGCCAUCCGCGAGGGCCACUGUUACAAGCUGGUGAGCAUCAUCUCUAAGACUGUGGUGCUGUGCUGCAUCCUCCGCAGGGACGAGGUGGCGCCCUUCCACUUCCUUCUGCUCACAGACAUGCCCCGCUUCCUGCUGCCAGAGGGGAUGUUGCGUGGAGGCGGAGACGCCCAGCUGGAAAAGCUUUUGCACGAGUGUGCCGCCCUCUGCCAGGAAUGCUUUGACCCCAACGAAUACUCCAAGGCCGUGCGCGAGGCCAAACCGGACUUCUCGGAAGAGUGUGCCAGCCCACGUCGUGUACGGCUCUGCUUGCAGGGCUACGCCCACAACGAACUAGCCCAGUCUUUCCAGCGCCUCUCGCUCUGCCUUUAUAGCGCCGCCGAAAGUGGCUGCCAGGACUCCGAGCACUCUGCCCAUCUUGCUGAGGCUUCAGACUCUGAGCGCGAGUACAUGACGCCCGACUGGGCCGAACCCACAUUCCGGACUCAGGAGCUCCCGUACGAGGAGCUGUGGACCAAUCAGAGCACUGAGAACUACUCGGAACCCAGCAGCAACCUGCCAGGAUUGGAGAGUGCCAAUAAGGGCCAUCGUGAUCUCAUCUCCUUUGCAAGCAUCUCCUCCCCGUUUGGCUCCCCACGUUGCCAAGGCCUCCUGAAAGCCGAGCCUUUGGGGGAGAUUCCGCCCCCAGUCCCACCCAAAUCCGAAGCGGUGAGGGAGGAGUGCCGCCUGCUCAUUGCGCCCCCAGUACCCCCACGGGGUGGCCACCCGCCCGCCUCUUCCAGCCCUCCAGUGCCUCUGCGCUUCCCCAAGCUCCAGCCGGCUGCUUCGCCCAGCUCCAGCCUCUCCUACUACUCAUCUGGACUUCACGACAUCGUGUCAAGGCCACGGAGUGGCAGCUGCUCCCCGUCUCCGGACUCCUACUCCCUCUACUGCUACCCUUGCACGUGGGGUGACUGCAAAGCUGGGGAGUCCUCUACCCGCCCGCUUUCUAGUCCCCAGGCACAACCACAGUCUCCACCGCAGCCCACACAGGUGUCUUCGUGGUCAGAUCCGUGGGCCUACAGCGACCUGGGACCCAGCGUGGCAACCGGCCGAUCCACCCCGCUGCUGGGAAGCGGCGACUCCGCCUCCAUCAAGAGCUACCACAGCUGCCCCCGCCUGAAACCUCCCCCUCCUCAGAAACGCUUUGCCCCCUUUGGGGCUCUCAACCCCUUCGCCAAUCUGGCCUAUUCCUCCAGCCCGGCUUCCUCUGGCUCCUCAGACUGGCUGGAGUCCCUCGAGUGGCAAAAGCCUGCUGCAUCCUCUCCAGAGACCUUUGACCCCUUUGAGGGCACUUCCUCCCCAGAGGGGGAGCUGCACUACAGCCCUGCUCCCCCUCCUCGGCCGACGAAGGCCUUUGAGCCAACCGAAAACAUUGUCAUCCGCACGGCUGUGGCUCCGUUGUCUCCUACCAUUGUUCAUGGUGCCGAGGGAGGGGUCACUCGCUUAUAUUUGGCCCAGGGGGUCAUUGAGGUGCCGCCAGCCCGGCUCAAUGGGGACGGCUCGCCCUGGCAGCCCCCGGCUGACCUGUCCUCGCUGGCCCUCGAGGAGGUGUCCCGGUGCUUGCGUUUCAUCGGCCUCUCGGAGGACGUGGUCAGCUUCUUCGCCCGUGAGCGUAUCGACGGCAGCAUCUUUGUACAGCUCACAGAGGAGAUCCUGUCAGAGGACUUCCACCUCACCAAACUUCAGGUCAAGAAAAUCAUGCAGUUUAUCAAGGGCUGGAGGCCUAAGAUCUAG
Molecule: messenger RNA, 2614 nt
Organism: Euleptes europaea (tarantolino)
Lineage: Eukaryota; Metazoa; Chordata; Lepidosauria; Squamata; Sphaerodactylidae
Gene: GAREM2
Product: GRB2 associated regulator of MAPK1 subtype 2
Exons: 7
Coding region: 11-2614 (867 amino acids)
Source: RefSeq, a predicted model, not a curated record